Pieris rapae (cabbage white) is the source of this 730-nucleotide messenger RNA. RefSeq lists its product as uncharacterized. NCBI's taxonomy places the organism in Eukaryota, Metazoa, Arthropoda, Insecta, Lepidoptera, Pieridae. The record is from RefSeq and is a predicted model, not a curated record. The transcript is spliced from 5 exons. The coding region runs from base 17 to 730 and encodes 237 amino acids.
GGUAUAAACAUCAAGUAUGGAGCGGUCCGGUCGGCGGUCAAAGGCGGGUUCGCUGAGCGGACUGUCAGGCGGGUUUCCGAAUGGAGUCGCUAAUUCGGGUAGUGUACGCCGUCAGCGCUCGCUCGAAUGGAGUGGAGAUAGAUACAGCAGCAGCGACGAUGACCGUCCCCAGAAGCAGAUUGAUGAUCGGGUGUUUGCUUCCCUUCUGGCUCAGGCUACCCAACAAUUCGACAGUGAGCAACGGCGGAUCUAUGGUUCUGAAGGUGGUGAUGAAAAGCCCCGCUUCAUCAACAGUCCACAACGACAGGCCUCGCCAUUUCCAAUCGAAAGCACUAACCGUCGUUUCUAUAGACGCAAUAGGAACUCCAAAGGCGAGGAAAUAUUCAACAAUGAGGGAGGCACGCUGUCACGGCGGGGCCGAAGGCAGGAUGACAGUGCGAGCCGCGGGGCGAGACCAUGCAACCUCAAUGGUCCAACAAAUGUUUGCCAAAGUGAGAGAGAGUGUGAAUCGCCACCGGAGCCAGCGCCACCUGAAGUUCCACCGCGGGGUCCAUCUCUUCAUGUGACCCUAAGGCACCGCCCGGCUCCUGACCAACCACCUGAUGCAGAUCGCCUGUUCCUGUCUGAAGAAUUCGUGCUUUCUGAAGGCGGUCAUGCUGGUAAUUACCCGGCAAGGUCACCCUUGUCUACCUCAACUACGGGUCACUCCAGCUCCAGUCAUCACAGGUAA